AUGAUUAAAAAUGCAAUAACAAAAUCAUUAACACAUAAAACUUUAAGUCAAAAAUUUGUUGAAGUGAUUCCAAUAUUAAGAGUUUUAUCAUCACAACAAAAAAUUGCACUUUCAUCAUUAAUAUCAGCACAAAUUUCAGCGAAACCAGGAACAGAAUUAAAAUUAAGUCAAGUUCGUUCAAUUUUUGGAAAUAAUCAAAAACUUAUUUUACCAUUGGUACUUGAUAUCGCUAAUAUGGUUCGAAAUGCCGCUAAAAGUUCUUUAACGAAAUAUUAUGAUACAUUAGAAGAUGAAGAUGAAAAAUCAAUAUUAUCAUCAUCAAUACAAUCAUCAGCUGAAUCAAAUUUACAUAGACGAAUUUUUGACCAAUCAAUUAACAAUAACAAUAAUUAUAAAAAUCAUAGAUUUGAUGAAAAUAAUUUCGAUAAUGAUGACAUUGCUACCGAUGAUGACAAUUAUUAUGGUGAAAUAAUGGAUCCAAUUAUAAUCAAUAAUGAAUUAUAUGAUGCAUAUCGUUCAGAUAAAAACAAUAAUAGUUCAAUGGAAAUGAAAUUAAAUGAUGAUGGACAAAAUACAUAAUGGAA
Messenger RNA from Condylostylus longicornis, 584 nucleotides. It is a transcript of the gene NT1, whose product is annotated as neurotrophin 1. The transcript is spliced from 2 exons. The record is from RefSeq and is a predicted model, not a curated record. NCBI's taxonomy places the organism in Eukaryota, Metazoa, Arthropoda, Insecta, Diptera, Dolichopodidae. The coding region runs from base 1 to 579 and encodes 192 amino acids.